AUGGCUUUCAAACACUGGAUGAAGUUCUUUGAAGAUACAUUUAUAAAAUUCAAAGAUGCUGCUAGUAAUGGCUUUAACCACCUGAAGACAAUUGUUGAUGCCGAAAAGUUGAAAGUACAGAAUUUAUCAUUCCCUACUACCAAAGAAAAAGUCAAUUAUAAAGUGGACACAUAUUCCAAAACCUUGUUUCCACCCGAUGAAGACAAACAAUAUGUCCCCGUGUGUGUUUAUGGUGAUGGUAAUUGUGCAUACAGAUCAAUGUCAUUACAUGUAUUUGGAACUGAAAAAUAUUUCACAGAGAUGCGUGUAAGAGCUAUUAUCGAACUAGCACUGCAAAAGGAUUUUUAUCUAAAUGAAGCAAUGGAUGACCAUAAAGGGAGAAAAUUUUCAAGAAGACUAUCACAGACGACAUCAAGUGGUAGCAUUCACUGUUUAAAUGAUGCUUUUGAGAACGAAGUCUUGCAAACAUGUCAGAAAAAUUCUUGGGCAGGAAUAUGGCAAAUAAGUGCAUUUGCUAGUAUAUCAGGACAUCCUGUUAAGUCAAUUUACCCUGAACAUAACAGGAUAUUAAGAGCUGAUCUCCAUCACAUGUUUAAUCCAAGACCAAAUGCAUUUAAAGGUGAUGAAAUUUACAGGACUAUGUGGACUAGAACACAACCAAGCCGAGAGUCAUGGUGGACACCAAAUCACUUUGUUCCUUGUAUCAACCUACUAUGUCUGCAAGCUCCAUGUGAACAAAGCAAUUUACAGUGGACUGUAUCCAAAAAAGAGGGGUUUAACGGAAAUGACAUUCCCCAGAGAAAUGCGUUAACCCUAUCAGAUUUCCUAACUUCAUGCAGACCUAAAAACAAGAAAGGAAAGUUCAUUCAAAAAAGAAAUACAGACCAUGAUAAUAAGAUGAAAAAACAGUCCCCGCAGAAAUGUCAAUCUAAAUUGAAGAAUGAAUCAUCCGAGCUAGAAGUAAACGUAACUGAAAUCAAACUACAAGGUCAAGAACAUCAGAAAAUGACUAACACUAUAGAUGGCAGCCUACUUGAUGAAACUCAGGACAAAUCAUGUACAUUUGACCAAAAAAAAUAUACAGAGAGUUUACAGUUUGAUUAUGAUGGACAUCUAAAUAAAAAAACAGAUAUAAACACUAACAGCCUGCUUUUUGCUAAUGGAAUAUCAUCUACCUACUACAAAGAAGCAACCCCGGAUGUAAAAGUGGAACAGAACAUGCAACAUCGCAUUGUUAUAAAAUGUGAGGACCCUCUACAAAGGAAAGACAAUUUUGUAACAAAAAAUCAGAAGUCAUCAAGUGAAAUAACUAAAGAAAGUGAAACGAAAUUAGAUAAUAAUGGUACAUGCAUUGAUGUAUAUUAUUUUCAUAAUUAUGCACAAAUAGAAACAAGGAAAAUAGAUUGUUACAUCAAUUCAGAAAAAAACAGAGAACAACAAAAUGAUCAUGAUGAUGGAGUCGAUGACACAGAAGAGGAGAAAACACCUCAACACAUGAAAAACACACCUUUAAAAAAGUCAAUAUCAAUUUACAAUACAGUGGAUGAUAUUUCUGUAGCUCAAGAAAUUGAGGUGUCAACAACCCUCCAUGAAUCUCAUAAUAUACAUAAGGAAAAAUAUGCAGCACCUAACAGCAGCAAGAAAACAGUUGCCAAAACAUCAGUAAAACUAAAAGAACAAACAGAUUCAAUAUGCUCGAACAAUCUCAUAGUUCGUGCAGCAAAACGGAGAAAUAGAAAUGAUUCUAUAAAUGUAAAGACUGACUCAGCCUCUGCCAAGAAAAAGAGUAAAACAACCAGCAUGAUUACAAACUAUUUUCCUAAUACAGGAUCAAAAUCAUCGUCAUCUAAAGGUAAAAUUUAUGCCACACAAGCAGUAGAUAAAGCAGGCAAAAUUAAACCUCGAAGACAGUUAUUUGCUUCAUCAAGUAUUGAUGAAAAUAUAGACUUCCAAAGCCAUAUUGAAUACAAAAAUGACAGCGAGACACAAUGGAAAACACUUUUACCUCUACAUGUGAGCAGAGCUUGGUAUAAACAACAGGGAGAAACAUUCAUAAGUAACCGGGCCAGAUCAACUUUAAGAAGCAACAGCAUCAUAAUGGAUGGAAACAACAAAAUUGGUAUGCAGAGAUCCAAAACUGAAGGGAACUUAGUUAUGGCAAAUUUAGGGCUGGAAAAGAAGUUAAGUCAGGCACUACCUGAAUCACAAUCGCAUUCGCACCUGUCAGCUGUGAAAAAAGUUUGUGAAAAACUUAUAUAUGGAUCACCGAUUUUGUUAACUAAAACGGCUUCUGAAAUUUAUACAACGACAAAAAACAAACCACUUAACAUCAAACGCCAAAUCUCUCAGAAGAAAGCUUGUGAAACUUAUGAUAUUUUAUCAAAGUAUCUGCCUAUUAUGCAGCUUUAUUUCAAUGGAAAAGCUUAUCUGACAGAAGACAGAGGUAUGAAACUAGCGGCAGUUGUUGAAGAAAUCAAUGGAAUAAUAGGAUCACAAAACGAACAAAAAUUCAUUAAUGAACAUAUACAAAAUCAGAUUGGUAAAGUAUAUAAAAAUGCUUUAGACUACUUAGACUCUGAAAGAGAUCGGGAUACAAUUACCUUUCUCUUAACAAAAGUGACAAGUGUUAAUUUCAUGACUAAAUUAGAAGAUGUAAAAUCAAGAAAGCGAAUAACCAAAGCUAGAGAUAUUGUUCCACGGCAUUUAAAGAUUUAUGAAAAUAUAAUGAAGGAAUACAAAUUCAAAAAAGGUCUGAAUGACCAACAAAAACGAUGCAUUUUACACCGUGUAAAAGAACUAAAGAAAAAAGAAUUUUUGCGACAUCAUAUGACCGGCAGAGGACGACAGCUUAAAAGUGACCAAAAUCCAAAUCUUGUUCCUGUCUUAGAAUAUGAAUUUGGAGAAGGUGAUACGGAACAAAGAGGUGGAGGAGGAAUGGAGGCACAUUCACGACUUACUAAUACAAUUAAAUACAAGUCAGCAACUAACAGAACCAGAAUGUCUGAUGCCAGGGAAACUGUUUUGGCUGCAGGACCACCAGAUUUUAAUAUUUCUUUAUCAACUUGUUAUAACUAUACCCAAAAUUACAGGAAAGGAACUUACCAGGCAAAACAACAUCAUGAAGGCAAAAAUGUCAAUGCAAUGAUUUCACUUCACAGUGCACCAAAAACUGCUGUAGUCAAGGACACAGUUGUCAAUGCACAUUAUUGUUCUGCAAACAUCAAUUAUUUAGCAGAUAGUGCAGCAGAAAACACAGAUGAUACAUUUAUAGAUUCAAAGGAUGCUAAGGCAGCUGUCCGCUGUAACAAUUCCUUAGGUGGGAAGACCUGGGUUGUAUGUGAAGCACCAGAUCAUGACUGGGAUCAAAGCCGUACAAAUGCAAUUACACCAAUGGGUCAUCUCUUCCUGGAAACAAAAAUUAUGAAGACACUUCCAGAUAAUUUAUCACUUGAGCUGGAGGGUACCACUGAAAAAGUUUUACAUGUAACCAGAACAGGGAAAGCUGUCUAUCUCUUAAAUUUGUCUUUUUAUGAACCAGAAACUGUUUUCAGAUGCUUCAAUGAACUAUUUGUACUUUUGGCAGAACCAGCACUCGAUGAAUAUUUUAGAAACCCUAUCUCAGGGAGACUUAAAAGCUCUUUUGUAUUUGUUGUUGAUAAUGGACCUUCUGAAUGUCCGAGCAGUCCAUUAGUGAGAAUGUUACUUGCAAGAUUUCAACGGUUUUUAAAUCUAGACAGAGUUAUCCAAAUUUCAAAUGCUGAAUAUUACAGCAAGAGGAACUUUGUGGAAAUUGUUCAUGCAUCUGUCAAUCUACAUAUUCAGAGGCUGGGAAUUAUCAAAUCGUCAAGUAUAUUUAAAGAGCCAGAAGCUGGAACAAUAGAGCAUACAAAAAACAUGGAAGCUGUUGCUGAGGAAUUACAACAUGUUAUACAAAAUGCUUCAUUUGGUGGUAAAAAUAUUCAAUGCUUUAGAGGUGUCGGAGCAGACCAAACAUUUCUCUUCGAUGAUGAAAAUAAUUUAAGAAAUUUUUUGUCCUUGUCUGAACAAAGGAAAAUGGAGUCCAACCUUGGUUAUGGCGUUAAAAAGAACAAUCUGUCUGAAAUCUUACAUAUGACAUGGGGAUCCGGAGAUAAUUUCAUAGCUAAAUAUGCAGAUGAUUAUGCACGUCUUAAUAAUGAAUUUUGUGACAUGACAACAGCAUUUUCUGGCAAAUAUUUAACAGCAAUAUUUAGAUCGGAUGACAAUUGGAUUGGCAAUAAUUCAUCUAGGGCAAUCAUACAACCACUUCCAGAUUAUAUUAGGUAUAUCAGAACUGGAAGAUUGCAUUAUAUGUCUUAUGAAAUGCGAAAAUCCUUGGAAUGUGGGGUUUGGGACAACCAUCCUGAUAUUUUUCUCCCUGAGACAAUACUUGGUUUAGCAUUCAAGGUGAUUCCACAUUUGACUGCUGAUAUUUCGAACUCUUUGGCCUUACUGUCAUGGAUUACACAAACCGAGGUUGAAAACUACUUUCAUCAUCUGCGGAAGCAAAUGGAAAGAGAUCUGACAAACGAAAUAGAAAGAAAUAGAUGGCAGAACCAUGAACUCUUCCAAAAUACAAAGGCAGAAUUGGUACAAAUGUGUGCAGAUCAAAAGGUUCCUUCAACUGGAACAAAAGUUGAUUUAGUAAAAAAGUUGGCUGAAAAGUUGGAAAUUGAAGAACCAGAUAGGUCAACCUUUGAUGGAGAUUUAUCAACAAUUCCAGAUUCAAUUCAAGGUAUCCAUCGACUAAAUAUUGCAAAAAUAAAGGAGGUUUUAAAUUUUUUCCAAGUACCAACUCUUGGAACAAAAGACGAACUUUCCCUAAGGUUGUUAGCUUUACGCCUUGGUUCCAGAAACUUAAUUUUUCAAAAGGAAGCUGAAUUAAUUUUGGAUUUAAUUAAUAUUUCAAAACAACUAAUAUUUGCACAGAAGUCCCUCUACAUUUGCCAGGAAGAAUUCAUUCACCGCGAAAGAGCUUCCGGAGUUAGGGGAAAGCCAAGUUUGUCCUCACACAGACCAAGAAGAAAUGCUGGCAACUGUGGUGAGAAAAGAAAUUUAACAGAAGUUGAACUACCAUUUGGCAUUUCAGAAGAAAAUUUACAAGACAUUUUUGAAACCAUAGAAAGAUACAUCGAAAAAAUAACCUGUCAGAAAUCAAAGGAACAAGUGUCAAGUCAACGAGAUGUGAUAUGCCUACCAGGAAACAGAAUUUUAAUUUACUGGGGAGAUGAAGAGCUUGGAGCAUCCAACAGGAAAGCAGGUUGGUUUCCUGCUAAGGUUAUGAAGUAUGAGGAAUACAAAGAUGAAAUUACUGUGAAAUAUGUCAGUGAAAAAGAUAAAGAGUACAAAAUAAAUGUUGAUAAUGCAAUGAAAAGAAAAAUAAUCAAAAGCGCAAGGACUACUCUGAGCGAAAGUUCAAUUUAUGACAAAGUUAUAGAGGUUGGAUCUUCUAUUUUGAUAAAAUGGACCAAACAAGAAGCUGAGACUGCAAAAAUGAAUCCAGGUCGUUGGUAUGCUGCCGAAGUACAGGACUACUCUCCCGAAGAAGACACAAUUGCUGUUUAUUUACGAAAUAAUUCAAGCAUACAUACUCUAGAUGUAACAGAGAAGAUCGUCAGAGGGAAUAUCAAACUAUCAAAAGCUGUUAUCUAA
Mytilus trossulus (common blue mussel) is the source of this 5670-nucleotide messenger RNA. RefSeq lists its product as uncharacterized. NCBI's taxonomy places the organism in Eukaryota, Metazoa, Mollusca, Bivalvia, Mytilida, Mytilidae. The transcript has 5 exons. The coding region runs from base 1 to 5670 and encodes 1889 amino acids. The record is from RefSeq and is a predicted model, not a curated record. Gene Ontology annotation, biological process: regulation of transcription by RNA polymerase II. Gene Ontology annotation, cellular component: chromatin.